AUGGGAAGGAAGAGAAGUCUAAUCGAAAAGGCGAAAUUCAGAUGGAAAUGGCAUGGGAACAUUUUUCAUCCGUCGACGACGUUGACCACUCAUAAAAAAGAACUUGAAAAUUUCAUCUUGUUACAAGAUCUCAAGAAGUUUGAUGUUCAGAAUCAAAUAAUUGAUUCGGAAAAUAUGUCAACUUUCAAAAGCAAACAAAAGGAAAGAAAACAAAUAGCAAACAAUAAAUAA
Molecule: messenger RNA, 231 nt
Organism: Clunio marinus
Lineage: Eukaryota; Metazoa; Arthropoda; Insecta; Diptera; Chironomidae
Source: the annotation of a GenBank genome assembly